UCUUGAACAGCUCCAGUGACGGUGACGGCACCGGGCCCCUGCGCAGCCCUUCCAGCGCCUGGCCAGAGGAGCGGUGAAAAAACGGACAGAAUCUGCACUGAGCUGCUCGCCCCACUGCCACGUGAUGCCACUCACAUCUAGCAUUCCUUCUGAGGAUAAUGCCGGUGAGAUGGAGCCGCUACAACCCCAGCUACCUGGAGCCAGAAGUGAAAAAGGAGUCGCAUCAGAAACCUUUAGAGGAGCUGACUGAGGAGCAAAGAGAACAAAUGGAGCUUAAGGCUGUUCGACCCAUCAAAGCUGCUUCUCCCAGUCUCUCCAGUUCCGUGUUCAGCGACCCCAUGAUCAGUAAGUUCACCAACAUGAUGAUGAAGAGUGGAAAUAAAGUGCUGGCCAGAAGCCUCAUGUCUCAGACUCUGGAGGCCAUUAAAAGGAAGCAGCUGGAGAAGUACCACAAAGCUCCAGAAAAUGAGAAGGAGAAAAUUGAAUGCAACCCCUACGUCAUUUUCCACCAGGCUCUCAAGAACUGCCAGCCCAUCGUCGGGCUCAGCAACAUCACCAAAGGAGGCAAAACCUACCAGGUGCCUGUCCCGCUGACGGACAAUCGGAAGCGCUUCCUGGCCAUGAAGUGGCUGAUCACCGAGUGCAGGGAGAACAAGCACCGACGGAUGCUGAUGCCAGAAAAGCUCUCCCAGGAGCUGCUCCUGGCCUUCAACAAUGAGGGGCCCGUGAUCAAGAGGAAGCACGUCCUGCACAAGAUGGCAGAGGCCAACCGGGCAUACGCCCACUUCCGCUGGUGGUAGGCACCCUGCGUGGGACACACUGCCACGGCCUGGAGAGCAGAGCCCCAGGGCUGCCAGCCUCGGAGAGGGCAAGGGGAAAGGAAUAUCCCUUGCAGGCAGCUUCAGUUCUAACCCAGGGAAAACUCACACGAUCCCAACGAGGGCCUUUUUUUUUCCGUGCUUGUUUGGAUGGGGGAAGGGGGAGUCUGAGUUACCAGCCUCAGCUGGGCUGCUCCAGUUAGUUCAUAAUCACUUCCCUAUGAAGACAAGCCUGAGAUGUUUUUCUUACAGCAUUGCUAAACAAAACCAUCUUUCACUUACCCGUUUCCUGGGGAUCUGAAAGUCUCUCUGCUCCUCAAAUCAGCAAUGUUUUUGGCUGAAGAGCUAAGAGCAGAGCUGGAUUCUUUUCCAUAGGGAUUGGUACAACAGGCAAUAAAAAGCCCUUUUUGAUUUUGGUCAUCAGCAACAUGGUCUGCACAGACUUGAUGGGAAUGUUGACAAAAUAAAACCAGUUUUAUGAAAGGUUUCCUGA
This is a messenger RNA of Haemorhous mexicanus (house finch), 1311 nucleotides long. It is a transcript of the gene MRPS7, whose product is annotated as mitochondrial ribosomal protein S7. Gene Ontology annotation, cellular component: ribosome. The transcript is spliced from 5 exons. Gene Ontology annotation, biological process: translation; ribosomal small subunit assembly. Gene Ontology annotation, molecular function: structural constituent of ribosome; mRNA binding; rRNA binding. The record is from RefSeq and is a predicted model, not a curated record. The coding region runs from base 159 to 800 and encodes 213 amino acids. Lineage: Eukaryota; Metazoa; Chordata; Aves; Passeriformes; Fringillidae.